ACCGUUCUUGGAUUUUAAAAUGAUGGAACAAAAUUCCCCUCAGAACAAUGUAGAACACUAUUAUUUUUCUUUCUUGCUGCACCGUUCAAACAAAAUAACCAAGGAAAAAAGUCAAAUAUUGGUGUCAAUGGUAAUUAUACUUCACUUUGUCCUGUUCACAUCUGGCUACAGCUUCAAGCAUUGCACUGAGGACGCAAACACAAAUCAUACAAAAUUCAUUUGCAUCCAUAGGAAAGAAAAUAACAUGUCUGCCAUUGUAGAUGACCUGCCAUCCUCUGCCACCAUAGUUAUAAUCUUGAAGAACUGGAUAAAAAACAUACCCAAAAAUACCUUUUCUCACCUUCAUAACCUCAGGAUGCUUCAGAUCGACCACAACACUCUGGAGACCAUAGACCCCCAGGCAUUCCAAAAUCUGAGUCAACUAAAGGACCUAAACCUGACCUCAAACAAAUUAUCAAUACUCAGCACCUCUGUGUUUCAAGGCCUCUAUAACCUUGUUAACCUGUCACUAACUAAUAACUCACUACAAUCUCUCCCUCAACGUAUUUUCAAUGCGCUCCCUAAUCUGGAUAACCUCCUACUAAACCAGAACAACUUAAACAAUUUCACUGUGGUAGCAGAAUCUGUGAGUCAGCUACCAAAACUAACUAAAUUAGACCUGUGCAAUAAUAAUAUAAUGUCACUCCAGCAUUCUGACCAUACAGCCCUACCAAAGUCCCUCACCAUCCUCUAUCUCUGUAGAAACAAACUGGUCACUUUAGGAUGUGCGCGGUGCUUCCUUUGCAAUAUACUACAGCUUGAUCUCUCCUACAACGAUCAGCUCCCUUCCAGGGCAUUCCAAGAUGUGGAUCUGCAGAAGUUGAACUACAUACGUUUGCGUUCAACCAAUGUCAGUGUGCUAGAUCUUUUCAAUGUAAGCAAUGUCAGACCUGAAAGCAUAGACUUCUCUGGUAUGGGCUUAAAAACUACACAACAGCUCAUGAACUUAUGCAACCUGUUGCAAAAUAAAACGGUUGCUUUGAUUAAAAUGAUGAGAUUGGGAAACAACGGAAUCUCAACGUUGCAAAAUAAAACCCUUUCUGACUGUCCACGAAUCGGUUCAUUGGACCUAUCCUUCAAUCAGUUGAGGACUGUAAAUUGCCUUGAGUUUCUACAUGGACAUGAUCAGAUCAAGAACUUCAAAGCAGAGAAAAACCACCUGUCCUCCCUACAGUCCUGCAAACUGAACAUUUCAUUCCCUAAUCUGACAUAUCUGAGCUACCGUUAUAACCGAAUACUCAACGUUAACGGUUUUGCUUUCUACCAAACACCAAAUCUAAAGACCCUACAACUCAACAUAAACAUAAUUGCCUAUCUUGACCCUAAAGCAUUCAGGGAUCUAACUAGACUGGUCAUUCUGCGUCUGGACAAUAACCUUGUGACAGAUCUGUACGAAGAUAGCUUUGAAGAUCUGCAGAGCCUGAAAAUCCUUAACCUACGUAACAAUCGAAUAGCUGUAAUUUUCAGAAGGACAUUCCAUUCACUUAAAUGCCUGCAAACUUUGGAUCUUGGAGGGAACAAGAUCAGUCAUUUCGAUGAGUCAGCUUUUGUGGGGCUCAAUAACCUGGCAAUGUUUUACCUAGAUGGCAACAAACUGAAAAAGAUUGACAGCACCAUGUUUGAACCAUUCCAUGCUACACUUGAAGUGCUUGACCUAUCUAGUAAUCAGAUACACUUUAUCAAUACACAGGCCUACUCUCCAUUUUCCAACCUAAGCAUACUUCGCGACCUCAAACUAAACUCACAGCUACCCCAUGGCAUCAGGGUAUUGCCUAAAUCUUUGUUCCAUGGCCUCAGCUCUCUCCAAUCACUCUACCUCGCAGACAAUGACAUCUUCAGUUUCUCAGUAGAUACUUUUGACCAUUUAACUAACCUGACUUUCCUCUCCUUGGACAACUCUUGCGCUGGGGUGCUGCAGCUAAAGCCAGGAGUCUUCAAAAACCUCAGGAAGUUGAGUAUGCUCUUUGCAAGGAACAUGGGUAUCAUGUCCUUCUCAAAGGAGGUUUUCGGGAACUUGACACAGCUCCAGAUCUUGGUACUCCAGCAAAAUGUAAUGCCAACCAUUGAUGUGAGUGUGCUGGAGGCUCUCCCCAAACUGAAAUCCCUUGACCUUCGCGAAGUUCCCCUAAGCUGCACCUGCUUAAACAGUGAUUUGAAGAAUUGGACUUUGAACAAUAAAAGUGUUCAUUUAGUCUUACUUUAUACUUAUACAUGUCAAGACACACCCAAACCCAAACACUUUUACAACUUUGAAACCAAUGUUUGCAACAAGGACCUGGAAGAGUACUUUUUUGCUUGUACAACCAGUUUGAUUUUACUGUUAACCAUAAUCCCCAUUCUUUAUGACAAGCUGUACUGGAAACUGAAGUUCAGCUAUUAUGUGUUUUGCUCCUGGAUUGGCCAACACUUUCGCAGGCUGAGGAACAAAGAGGAGCAGUGCAAAUACGAUGCAUUCAUCUCAUAUAGCUCAGCGGACGAGCCCUGGAUAGUAGACCAGCUACUACCCAACCUGGAGGGGAAUGGAGCCUCUUUCCGGCUGUGCCUGCACCAUCGUGACUUUGAGCUGGGUCGUAACAUUGUGGACAACAUUGUCUCUGCCAUAUACAAGAGCCGCAAGACCAUCUGUGUAGUGAGCAGGCACUUCCUGCGCUGCGAGUGGUGCUCCCUGGAGAUCCAGAUGGCCAACUACAGGCUCUUCCAUGAGCAGCGAGAUGUGCUCCUGCUCAUCUUUCUGGAGCCCAUCCCAGAAAGGCAUUUGUCAGCCUACCACCGAAUGAGGAAGAUCAUGCUAAAAAAGACCUAUCUGCAGUGGCCUGGGUCAGACUGCACCGACCCAGUCCUUGCCCAGGAACUGUUCUGGAACAAGCUAAAGAGGGCACUGAGGAGCAGGAGCAGCAUAUUUGAGGAGGAUGAGAAAGAGGGGAUGGAGAAUUACUUCAAUCAGCCACCAGCAGAUGAGAACUAUACCUUAAUGCCUUAAAUUGUGUAUAUACAUUUGGACAUGGAACCUAUUUUUACAAAUCUACUUUACAUAAAUAUCAAUCUGAUUUUACAGUAUUUAUUAUUCUAAAAUAUAAUUACUAUUAAUGAUACUUCUCAAAGAAACUGUCAAUUUCUCUGACUUUUGUGACAUCAAGGGGGGAACAUCUAACCAAAUCAUGUGGCACAACAAGUACAGUGUACAUGUUCAGUAUUUUAGGUCUUGUAGCUAUUGCAUUAAAUUGUUUAGCAAAAUAACCCAUUAGCCAGAUUUUACAAUGUUCUGGAUAUUUUACAGAUAUCCAGCUCCUGUGAUAGUGUGAUAAAUAGAUCAUAAGGUGAUUUGCCAGCAGGGGAUAUUAUAUCUGCAGUAAUAUAAUAUCAAACACAUUUUGAAGCAUCAUGAGGUCUGCCAAACGGGUGCCAAAAGUAUUUGGAAUGAUUAACAUUAUGAACAAGGUAGUCAUGUUUAGAACUUACUUGCAUUACAGACAGACAUCACCAGACACUUGCUAUCUUUGUUCUGAAAUUAAAGUGAACACAGUUAGCAGUUUUAUCCAUAUCGGAUGAAGCAUUAAGGAAUUACAAGCUUAAGUUUAGUAUGUAGUUCCCAUGUACCUUUUUUGUUAUGUUUAUACACUGUAUAGUCUAGCCUUCCGUAGAUCGUAGUGGAUGAUACAACAACACCAACCUCCAAAAAAAAAAUCUUGUUGAUUAUGGAGAACAUAAUCAACAACAUAUUACUGUAGUUGAUUUUAGCAUGCUUGUCCCUGAUCAAUUAUUCAAAUGUAUCUCCUUCCUGACAGCCACAAUGAUUUGCAUUAACACUUACACACUCCCAAACACAAGCAACUACAACUUUUACAAUCCUCUCUAGACAGUGACAGGUGCUCUUCUGCUUCAAAUCACUGAUGUUUGACCUGACAUUUUCCUUCAGAAUUUUCUCUUACUGCACUAUAGCAACACACUAUAGCGUCCAGAAGUUAAAAUCCUAGUCAUAGCAUACUGACGGUCCCCAGGAGUCCCUCAGAGGGAGGUGUACAUUGACUCAUCGCUGUCCAGGGGCAGAGUUGUCUUGUCUCAUUGUGGUCCAGAACUUUUAGUAGGUCUGAACACAGGCACCGGCAUAUUUAACCAUGGUUGUUGGUUAAGGAUUGCGCUCUCUUACAGUGAAUAUACUUCCUGGGUGAGUGAACAGUGUGAUAACGAUCAGAAUGGCUAGCGAUAUGCAUCAGGACACUUUUAUCUUUGACUACCCCAAACAAGCUGUAGAUGUGUUGCGAUGAAGCAAGACAAUUAUCAUGAAUUGGACAUCACAAAAUUGUCAGAGUUCAAUCAGGUUUGUCAUGAGUCCCGGGCCGAGUAUGUCCUAUUUACAAGUCAAAAAUGUAAUCACGUAUCUGGGAAACGCCAAACCUCAUACCAACAGGCAUUGUGGUGGUCAUGUGAUGGUUUUGGAGAUGCUUUGCUUCAUAGCGACCAAAUUGACAUGACAUUAUUGACCUAACCAUUAAUUCUGCUCCGUCCCAGAGAAAGUCAGUCCAUCCAUCUGUGCUAAAGCAAACACGCAGCCAGGCAAUGAUUCUAUAACAUAUAAUCUAAGAAUCGCUGAAAAAAAUAAUGUAUUAUUGGACAAUCGGUUGGUUCUGGUUAAUGUACAUUAUAAGGCAAACACAGAGUUAGCCUAGCCUGGACAAGAAAAAAAUCAAGCUCAAUUAAGAAUUUUCACAGGAUUUUUGUCCAGGAUUAGGCGGAAUCCUCUUUCCACAAAUUCAGCACUCAGUGUCCCAAAUAUGUCUACAAUAGAAAUACGCCAUACAUAAAGAUUGUUUAUGCACAUUCACAAAAGCAUUUGGAGGUUGAGUGCCAUUUUUUAAAUUUUUUUAAGAGUAAAAUAACUUUAUCGCUUGUCAAUGUUCCCUUAGUGCCAUUAUGUCCAGCAUUGUGUAUACCUUGACUGAUGGAAAUAUUAUGCCAUCAUGUAUCUGCUUUUGUUAUUUGCUUUCAUGACAUGCAAUAUAUCCUGUUGCAAAGUGUGUUUAGAUUCUCUUUUUAAGUACAAAAAUACAUGUCUUAGUCAGUAAUACACACAUUAAAACAAAUGUUACUGUUUAAUUUUAUUCAGCACAUCUCACAUAGGCAGCAGGCAAUGCUCUGCAUAAUGUAUUUAUCCUGAGUCAUGUCUUUGAUCAAUCAUUUUCUUUGCUAAUGAGUUCCUCUUGUCAAAAAUAACUGAGGGACACAAUUGUUGAUAUUUUCUGCCAUUAGAUUCUGGCAAACAGCAUGUUGUCCAGCCUUUUUUGUUAUAAGUACUCUGGCAAAAGAUAUAUAUGCUGUAUUAAUGUUACUGUUUCACACAUAAUUAUUUUUAACUGCAGGCUGUAAGUUAUCUUUGAACAUGUCUUAUGUCAAACAUAUGAAACUAACAAUUUGAAGAAAAAGAAAUAGCAAUGUUUCUUCACAAAUUUUACAAAAAUAAAAUUACUAAUUAUA
Molecule: messenger RNA, 5511 nt
Organism: Esox lucius (northern pike)
Lineage: Eukaryota; Metazoa; Chordata; Actinopteri; Esociformes; Esocidae
Gene: tlr21
Product: toll-like receptor 21
Exons: 1
Coding region: 20-3019 (999 amino acids)
Biological process (GO): toll-like receptor signaling pathway; inflammatory response; immune response
Cellular component (GO): membrane
Molecular function (GO): protein binding; transmembrane signaling receptor activity
Source: RefSeq, a predicted model, not a curated record